GCAGAUCAGCUGAGACCCGUGUCUGUGUGAGCCGAGGAAAAAAUUAUUACCUGGCUACGACUGAAUUACCACGAUAUUCCAUUAUCUUAGAGACAAUUAUAUAAAGAAUUUUUUUUCCUAAAUACUGAAAAUUUUUAAAAAGAUAAUACAAAGAUGGCCAGUAACCGGCCAACCUCCACAACUACUACGACUGAAGAGGGAGCACAAAAUGAGUUGCCACCAGAUACCGAAGAGAACGUUAGCGAACAAGCUGAGGGCAUAAUCCGUAAUUUUAUGUUUCAACGAUUUCAAACAGACUUCCAACAAGACAGUGAGACGCCAUCAGUGCCUGAAUUCCAGGGAUUCACCACGAACCCGCUCAGUCCAACAGCAGAGGUUGGAAGAAGACUGGCACAGAUUGGGGAUGAUAUCAACGCACGCUAUUCUGGUGAGUUUCGGCACAUGAUCAGAGCGUUAGACAUCACGCCGACAACAGCGUACGAGCAUUUUGCAAACAUUGCCAGAAAGUAA
This is a messenger RNA of Saccoglossus kowalevskii, 510 nucleotides long. RefSeq names its product bcl-2 homologous antagonist/killer-like. The record is from RefSeq and is a predicted model, not a curated record. Gene Ontology annotation, molecular function: porin activity; BH domain binding. Gene Ontology annotation, cellular component: mitochondrial outer membrane. Lineage: Eukaryota; Metazoa; Hemichordata; Enteropneusta; Harrimaniidae. Gene Ontology annotation, biological process: extrinsic apoptotic signaling pathway in absence of ligand; regulation of apoptotic process; release of cytochrome c from mitochondria.